Messenger RNA from Pistacia vera, 1095 nucleotides. RefSeq names its product putative F-box protein At2g02030. Bases 1 to 1095 code for a protein of 364 amino acids. The record is from RefSeq and is a predicted model, not a curated record. Gene Ontology annotation, molecular function: protein binding. Lineage: Eukaryota; Viridiplantae; Streptophyta; Magnoliopsida; Sapindales; Anacardiaceae. The transcript has a single exon.
AUGGCUUUCAUUCCAGACUCUCUGAUAUUCGAAUUUCUCAUCAGACUUCCGGUUAAAUCUUUAGCAAGAUUUAAGUGCAUAGACAGAAGCUGGUCCUCUUUAAUAUCAGAUCCAGAUUUCGUUUACGCCCAUUUAAAACGAGCCAAGACAGAGAAUCAUUGUGGUCUAUUAUUGUCAUUCAUUUCACAUGAUAAUCUUAGCACCACCAUAAAUUUGUUCACCAUCAACGAUUAUGGACUUGCAGUUUUAGACUAUUCAGUUCAGGUAUGCUUGGACUCGUACUGUUUCUUACCUUCCUGCAAUGGUUUGGUAUGCUUUUACGGCGUCCGUGGUGGAAUUCAUGUUUGCAAUCCCGCCACCAAAAAUAUGGUGAAACUUCCAGGUAAUGGUGCAAAAGGGUCUCGCUUGUUGAGCUGUGGAUUCGGGUUUGAUCGGCAAGCUUGUACAUCUAAAGUCAUCAUGUUCUUAGAGCCAUCUAGUUCAGCUGAUGAUCCCAACAUUGAGAUAUUUACAAUGGGAACCAGGUCCUGGAGGACUGUGAAGUAUCAUGAACGUUUUCGCUUUCUGAAUAGGCAGCCACCAGUAUUUGCCAGUGGUUUCUUUUACUGGAUUAUAGCUAAUAAUGAUUCUUCAGGAUUUUUGAUAGCAUCAUUCGACAUCGGAAAUGAAACCUUUGAAGUAAUUCAUCCCCCGGAAAGUGUUUCAAGAAAAGAUUGGCAUAUGUUAUGUCUAGGGGAAUUGGGAGGAGAUUUAUGCUUGAUGGACAUCGAUUUUGAAUUGGAAGGCAGGAGGAGAAUGGAUCUUUGGUUGCUUAAAGAGGUUUCUGGUAAAUCUUGUGGUCACGAAAAGAAACAGAGAUGGAUUCAGGAAAGUAUUGUUCAUCCAUCCGAACCUCUUGAUGCCACUCGCCCUGUGGCGCUUAAUCACGAAAGAUCAGAAAUUUUGCUUCAUGGAUUCCUCAAAGGAUCAGAUUCUUUGAUGAAUUGGUACAAUCUGGAAACUCGAACUUUCAGAGAACAGGAUAUGAAAGAAAUAUCCUCACCGUAUUUUCAUGUCAGCACUCAUGUGGAAAGCUUCGUUCCUUUGAACGUCUAA